Messenger RNA from Carassius carassius (crucian carp), 2041 nucleotides. RefSeq names its product tetraspanin-14-like. Lineage: Eukaryota; Metazoa; Chordata; Actinopteri; Cypriniformes; Cyprinidae. The transcript has 9 exons. The record is from RefSeq and is a predicted model, not a curated record. Gene Ontology annotation, cellular component: membrane. Bases 138 to 947 code for a protein of 269 amino acids. Gene Ontology annotation, biological process: protein localization to plasma membrane; regulation of vascular endothelial growth factor signaling pathway; protein maturation.
AUUAUUUUGGGAGCACCGGGCGUGUCGUUCUCACGCUCACGCAAACCCUGGAAUUCAUGUGGGGUGGCUAUUAGUGUUUUUGUUUUUUAAACUAUAACUAACGCUACCAGGCCUCGGAGGCGUUGUGUGAGAAGAAGAUGCACUAUUACAGAUAUGAAAAUGCAGAGGUCAGCUGUUGGUAUAAAUACCUUAUGUUCAGCUACAACAUUAUCUUUUGGCUAGCUGGAACAGCAUUCAUUGCAAUUGGCUUCUGGGCCUGGAGUGAAAAGGGUGUUUUAUCAGAUCUGACACAAGUUACACGUCUACAUGGUUUUGACCCAGUUUGGGGGGUGCUUCUUGUGGGCACAGUCACGUUCAUUUUGGGAUUUGCUGGGUGUGUAGGAGCUCUCAGGGAAAACAUCUGCCUCCUUAAGUUUUUCUGUGGAGUCGUCGGCUUCAUCUUUUUCAUGGAGUUGACGGCUGCAGUGUUGGCGUUCGUGUUCCAGGGCCAAGUUAGGGAGUGGAUCAAUGAUUUCUUCUUGGCUAAUGUGAAGGCCUACAGGGACGACAUUGACUUGCAGAACCUGAUCGACUCUCUCCAGAAACUGAAUCAUUGCUGUGGAGCUAAAGACCCCAACGACUGGAAUCUAAAUGAGUAUUUUAACUGCUCAAACAGUAACCUCAGCAGAGAGAAAUGUGGAGUGCCCUUCUCCUGCUGCAUCAGUGACCCUGCUGAUACAGUGUUGAACACGCAGUGUGGAUAUGAUGUUAGAAAUCCUAACUCACUGCCGGACUGGAGUAAAACCAUUUAUGACACAGGAUGCAUAAAUGCUUUGGAGCAGUGGCUGCCACGCAAUAUCUACAUUGUGGCUGGAGUCUUCAUAGUGAUAUCAUUGCUACAGAUGGUGGGAAUCUUUUUGGCGAGGACGUUGAUUGGAGACAUUGAAAAAUACAAGUCUGAUUAUUAAUUAAACACAUUUAUUAUUAACACAUUACUGAAAAGGAGCGAAGGGCAAUGUUGGGAAAAAUUUGGAUCUGUUAUUUGUGGAGAAGAGGACUCUAGAACAUUCACUGGACCACCUUUUCAGAAUUUCUAUAAACCACAUGUUGAAUACGCAGCUGUCUAAGUUUACCUGGAUACUGUCACAUGUGUGCCUUGUCUCUUCAAGUUUACUCUUGGCCCACUCCCUAUUUUUCUUUGAAUAGAUUUUUUUUUUUUAAAUUUUCAAAUCUUUUUUUUUAUUUUUAUAGGACUAUAAUUAACCAAUCAUUUGAGACCAUUUCAUUUUUGAGACCACUAUUAACCAAGCUGGGUGUACAUAGUGGCAACAUAACCUACAAACUAACCUGAAAUAAUUGUAAUGAUGAGCACAAGCUAGAAAAAAUGUAGGAUGUUUUUAAGAAGUAUGUUUAUUUUUCCUUUAGAUAAAAACCUAUAAAAAAAAAGAAGAAAAAAAGAUUGACAAGUCUCUUAUAGUAAAAUGUGUAAUGAAAGAGAAAACAUUUACGCAGUUUUAACUACAGUAAAUACAUAUCCUAAAAGUUUGUUGUAUCAGUAACAUAAUAUUUUUGCAGUCAGAUAGAUGUUCUGCAUUUAAUGUCAACUUCAAAGGGUGCAGAAGAAAAAUAUCAGGAUCUGAGACUAACUACUCGCAUGUAAAUGGAACAGAAUUGAGAAUGCAUUUGGGUAGAAAUCAAAUGCCAGCAAGUCUAAAAGAGAAGUGAGCUGAUCUAUUUGGUCUUGCGUGAUACAGAUAAGAUGAGUCAGUUUGUGAUCUGUAUUUAACCAUAAGAAACUCAUAUACGCUAUUACGUGUCCUGUUAGUAUUCUUUUAACUGAAUAUCUUGCAUUUAAGAGUCACCAAAGUUUGAUGGUAGUUACCAUAUGGCUUAUAAUAUACCAGUCAACACUGCCUUGAGAUGCCAACAUUUACCUCCUUUUUUCUACUCUUACUUGGUGACUUGUACAAAAAUGCAGAUUGUGCCUUUUCUCUGGCAUUUGAAGAUUUCAUAAAAUGUAUUGUACCGUGUUUAAGCAAUUAAACCCAUGAUUAGCAUUUUU